AUGAAGUUCACGCUAAGUAAUAUAAUAGGCAGCACAGUAGAUCCCAGGCCCCAGGACGACGUCCUUCAGAAAAACGUAACAGUUAUACUACUUUAUCAAGGGGUAAGUCCACUUGAUUGUAAGUUAAUUUAUAACUGUGAUGAAAAAAACUACCUAUAAAAAAGAACAUGCUAACGUCUCUAGCUACGAAGGGAUUGAUUGAUAAUUGCUUUUACUGUUUUAGGAUUUUCUUGUUUUUUUCUUUAUAACCCUGCAACACUUUGGAAUCAAAGAAAACUCAUAUUGUGGCUUAAAACAACGCUGAAGUCUCCACGUUAUAAUCCCUGAAGACGUUGUGAAAUUAGGCACUUACUUUCUUAUGUGUUUUUAGUACCAAGUUUAAAAACAUUUACGACGCCGACGAGUCAUUCACCUUUCUUUGAUUUUUGUUAGUUUUUAACCUGAAACUUUAAAUCCCUUUUCUUAAGGGACUGGAGGUGCAUUGUGUCUUCUGGGAUUUUACUGCCAAGCGGUAAGUGUGGCGGAAUUUUUCAGUAAGCAACUAAAAGGACUUACCAGCAUCAGGGGUUAUUAGUAUGAAUUGAUUCAUAGUCAUUGUAGAGUAGACAAGAAAUAUUUCGCUAUCGACUAGGGUUGAUAAAAUUCUGCCCUUUAAAAUUGGCCCUGCCCUUUAAGGUCUUUUAUUAAUUAAGCAGAGUCAUACUCAGGAACUAUAUCAUUGCAGAUCAAAUUUCAACGGUUCUUGGUCACGCAAAGGAUGUUCAGUUGUCAAUAGAACCAAAACGGAAAUCACAUGCAUUCAUGACCCCCUAAAACUGCCUGUUCUUACGCACGUUGGAGCAGACAAUGAGGUUAGUUGAAGCAGCUUGUAGUAGCUUGUAGGGCCGUGGCCAGUAUGAUGCAAACCGAUCGAGGCACUUGCUUCAGUCAUUUUUUUUCGGGGAAAGUAAGUUUUUUUUUUUUUUUAAGGACAAAGAAAGAAAUUAGCAGCAAAUAAAUUCACAAACAGUUAAAUAAAUAAAAAAAUGUUAGCGCUGCUGCAACUUGGUUUUACGUUUAAUGAUAAUGCGAAUCAGGCAGUGGCCUGAAUUACAGAUGAGAAAAAUUAAGCAAAAAUUCAUGCUAACCAGGCAGCGGCUCCCCAAAAAAAUUGCCUCGUUUUAAUACGUUUGCCGCCAUUCCUCGCGUCUUCUUUCUUCUCUUGUCUGAGUGUGAAAAAUCUAUCAAAAUGCAGCGUUAUAUCAACAGUCGGAAGCUGUCGUGCGAGCGCAGCUUUAGCGUCUCUGCAGGUUGAAGACCUGGUGGCGUUGAUCGACGGGCUCUAACAUGCUGAAUGGCCUUGCAUUAGACUACGUCCACAACGAAAUCCCUGUGGAACCGCUCGAGGUUCUACACUGAGCGAAAGGAUGCUAGCAGUAAGCAACUUCGUUGUUUAGAUAAGAAAAUCCUUAAAUAAGGACGGGCGAGACCAGGUUUUUUCUGAGCCAGCGAGACUGAGUACCCCAACAAACCCUUGUUUUCAAGAAACCGCUGUCAGCCAAAUCUCGUUUAAGCCGUUGUUAUCUAAGGCCUUCCUAUAGAAACAAACCGCAAAAAAGCACAUUAAUUAGCCGCAUACUAGAAACCAGAGCCUCUAAAGUAGCAUUUAAAUACCCCCCCCCCCCAAAAAAAAAAAAUUGAUACCUAGAUCUCUAUAUCUAGAUGGCCUUUAUUUAGGCUCUUCGAAGAAUUUUUGUCAAAUAAGGUUUGAUCCCAGUGUUUUGUUUAAACGUAGUCAUCAUAAAGACCCUCAAUAGCCAGGCGGGGAAUUCUUGAUCAUCCUUGGAUAUUGUCUCAGUCCUUAUUUCUUCCUGGCUAUGGUCCUGAUUUUAUAAACUCGGCUCGAGUAAGAAGACUAAAAUUUGCUAGUUAGGCUCUCUCUAUGAAGAACCUGUUAAGCCUAAAAUGUGAAACAGGUUCUAUAAACAAUUCUGUCAAUUUCCAUACAUUGCUUUGUUGUUGCUGAGCUUGCUUCUAUGGUUGAUAUAUCGCAGGAUUUAUAGCUCCAGCUCUAGAUCAGAUGUACUUGCGAUUUAUAGCUAUACUCUGUCUGACUUAUCGCAGACUUUCAGAGAGGUAGAUGUGAAAAUAGAUAUUUUCCAUAAAUUCCAAAAAUUCAAUCUAUAGUUGAGCUACAAACUGCUAUUUAACGAUAUUAUUGUAUAAGAGUUUAAUUAAUGUGACCCUCCACAGGAAUUUGAUGCUAAAGGUGAAAGCACGCGCACGACACGCUUGCACGACACGCUUAGCGUGCCGUAGAUCACAGAUAUGCGCAUAUUAAAUUGAAAAAACAAAGACGGACACACUUGCCUUUGUUUUGGCAAAUUUAACCCGCUAGACCUUUUGUUUUUUUGUAGCGUGCCAUAUGUCACGGUAAGUGUGCGAAUUAUAGCACGGUUAGCGUGCAAUUAGGGUAAGACACGCUGAACACGCUUGAUUACUAAAACCGCUAAGAUGAUAAAAAUGGCUUGGGUUUUAAGCGGAUUUAAUCAGCAUUGAUAACUGGUCGAAGUGAAUCAAAUAUACCAAUUGAGACUGUUUUGGAAUUUGAUAGUAACCGUGGCCAUUUGAAAAUCACGACUUAAUGGUGGUCUAGCCUGGAAUUAACGCGAGAUCAGUGUAAACCAAUUCCUCCGGCUGUCGGCUGUUGACCGGAAUCGCAAAGAGGCCUGAUAUCGCAUGCGAGGGACUGAAGUUAUGUCGCCUGAAAAUUAUAGUUAUGCGACCGGAAUAUUUAUUAGCAGUAAUGCACAGAGAAAUGAAGUUGAAUAAAUUAGUUUAAUAUAUUUCUUUAAGCCAUGCUGAGACGAACGAAGGUAAUUAAAUCGGAGAAACAAAAACUGCCUAGAAUUUUCUAUAGGUUGAGGAAGGCGAAACAUUUCUAGAUGACCGUUCCAUACAUGUACAAUUUUCGAAGGUUAUCUAAUAAAUUCCUUACGAUUUUCUGAAGUUUAAUUUUUUCCAUUUCAUUCCCCAGUUAAGCUAUUUUUCGUAGAGAAUAAAGGAAUCCUAAAUUUUUCGGAACCGAAAAUACGAUAAAAUUCUCACUUUCCUAAAACUUUCAAUUGGAAGUUAAAUUUUUCGGGAAAAUAAUGCUGAAGCCCUUGUAAUUUCGAAGCGCUAUCAAUCAUAAUUUAUGUGAAGAUAUCUCGUUACGCUAUGCUAAGACGAAUCAAGCGCUGUAAAUGUGUACUAUAUCUCGUUCUUCACAGGACGAAAAAAACAAGAAUCUGUAAACUAAAAACACUGUAGAAUGAGGGAGGAUUGCGGGCGACUUUUCUUUGAAUUUUGGGCGACAAAACUCGUAUUAUCAGGUUUUGGACGACAUAACUUCAAACGACAUCACUUUCGAGUAGCUUGACCGUCACCCCUUUAGAUCGAGCUCGAUGAAUUAAUUCAAUGACCGAACUUUAUGGAACAAAUGAUUGCCUUCAAGAAUUUCACGCGGUCUACUUUUAAUUUAGUUCUUUUUCUCUUUUCUCAGUGUGUGACUGACAGAGAUUUAAUUCUCGGAUCGAGCUUUAGUCCUCUAAACACGCUGUAUUAUCGUGGCAAAAACAAACAAUCAAACGAAAAAGCACCAUACAAUUUCCGAAUUCUGUUAAAAAAUACAUUUUUUACUUACUAUUCAAAAAGCGUUGAAACAGUCAUUAAUUAACUGAUGUUUCGCUUUUUGUGUUAUUGUCGGCCGGAUCAAUUAAGUAACGUUGGAAACGUUUUGGAAUUUUGGUACAUCUAGAAAAGCAGGCUGGUUUUCAGUUGAUCACUACGAUCCUUGCAAUCGCUAAAAAAUAAAUACAAUUUAGUGAUCCUGGCACUUGAUGAUUUCUAUUAUAUUUGAUCGCGAUUGCUGCGAUCGGCAAGAAAGUGUCUUAAGUUCGAAAGAUCACUGUUUCUGAGAAAAUUGCAAAAGUGUUUUAAAUUAAGGAAAGUUAAGAUAACCUUUGCACAGCUUCGUCAGUAAAAAUUUCUGGAAAGAACUUUGAUUUUGCAAUGCUAAUAUAGUUCUACCCAUAAAUCCAGUAGGUCACACCGUUCACUGUUUAUACUUUUUCAAGCGACAACGUCUUUUCAAUCAGAUACUAUCGCUGCGAUCGCUGAGGCAUAACUUUUUCUUUCUCGAUAGUUACCAAAAAAGGGUGCCGUUCAUAAUCAUUUACGGUUCCUUUUUGUAGAGGAAAUUUAUUUAGCUUAUAGAUAACACGCCUUGCGUGCUUUUGCGCACACUGAAAGCGUGUUGUGCUUUUUCGCACGGAGCUUUUGUUUGAAAACUUUAACACGCUCUUUUGUUCGACUUGCUCACGCUUAAUUGUCUUAAGCGUGUCCUCUGAAACAAAAGAAAUUGCUAAUGAGGCAAGAUUGCAAGCGUGCUAAAGCGUGUUAAAAUAAAUUCUUUUGUUUUAAAGUGAAAGCGUGUCGUGCGCGUGCUUUCACCUUUAGUAUUAAAAUCCUGUGGAGGGUCACUUACUGUUGGAGCUGAGACAAGGCCUGAUUACAAUACAUGUAAAAUUACAUUCAGGUUAAAAUUCAUCUUGUCAAUGCUUCAGUUUUUCUUCCUAAAUUGAUUUUUACAUAAAUUUUAAUUUGAUAUGCAGAUCUGAUAUAAAACAUAAACUGAAUGCCUCUAAAUAUUCAAUGUAUUUUUUCUUCAGAAAAUAAGAACUUAUUUAAGAGCCUCAAAUAGCCUAAAUUUGUGCUAAUUAUACCAUUUAUGUAAGAACCUCUUUGGGCUAAAUUGGGAAAAUACAGUUUCUUACUCGCGGGUUUUUACUGUACCAUGAAUGUUAAAAUAAAUAAGGGGAGCAUCUACAAUCGUGGCGCCAUGAAUCCUUUUCACAUUGUGAUAAAUAGUCUUAGUGACUCGAGUAAUAAGGAGGGCAUGCCUAUUUUCGCCAUUUAGAGUGCUUCUUUGCAAAAUAAUAAGGGGCCCUGACUCUUUCCAAUAUUUGUCUUUAUUGAUUUAGCGUAUUUGCAAACAGCCAUAAAACUAUCUUUCCAGCAGGUUCCAGGGGAUCAUCAGGUGGCAUUGAAAGUCAUUACUUACGUUGGGUGUGCUCUGUCGCUUAUCGGAGAAGCACUCACCGCUGUUGCAUAUUGCGUCCUCAUGUGAGUUACAAAUAAUAUACCGUUAUAAAAGAGCUCGGACAUUUAGAUUUGGUUUUUGUGAUAUCCGGAAUAAUCAAGGUCGAGGUAAGUGUUUUUAAUUCACGCAUCUUGGUUUCAAAUACACCGAGCAUAACACGGCUGGGAAAGAGUGAAAACAAGAUUGUCGCCUGCAAUAAACAGUAAGCGCUCGAACAGACUUAAUGUCCAACAGAAAAACAUGGGGCUGUAAGAAGUCUAUCAUCCAACAAGCGCUUUAAACAGAUUUUUCAGCACCAAAUGUUUAACCAUAGCAUAUUAAGACGUGAUUUGUUUCUAAACUAUUUGCAUUGAAUCUUAAUACUUAGUAAAUGCAAAAUUAUGACCAUAACAAAACCACAAGGGAGGGGGAGGGGGAGUCAACCGCCCUCUUCACAACCCCUCGUAGCGCAUUUAGGCUCUGGAUUAGCUCGUCAGACGUUCAUUUAUGAUUUUUAAAUUAAGAAGCACCUUAACAUGGGAUUUUCCCGCUUUGAAAAAAAUAACAUGUCAACGAUGUUCAAUUAUUUUUUGCCUCGUUCAGGGAUUUGAAAGAAGACCAAACUCAAAUCCACUUUAACCUUGUGGUCGCCAUAGCGAUAGCACAAAUUACGUUUCUUGCUGGAAUUGAGGCCACAGAAGUUAUGGUAAGCUAAAGAUGUUAGUUAAUCAGAGGCACCCAACGACAGUUCUCUGUAAAAUAUCUGUUCGUAGAAGCACCAAUUUCCUAGAAUUCUCUAUACCUUGGGGAAGACUAAGACUUUCUAUGACCGUUCCAUUCAUGUACUGCAAUUUUCGAAGCUUAUCCAAUAAAUUCCCUACGAUUUUCUGAAGUUUAAUUUUUGGCAUUUUACCCACCAGAUUAAGCUAUUUUUCGCAGAAAAAGGAAACCGAAUUCAAAAAAUUUCGGAUUCGAAAAUGCGAUGGAAAGAGGAAUCGGAAAAUUCUCUGUUCUUCUCUCAUCUCAAAUUUUCGGGAAGAUAAUACUGAAGCCCUUGUAAUUUUGAAAAGACUUAAGUUGCCCUAGGAUGACCAAACAGAUAUAAAUUUUAAAGGGCCGAUUAGAAUGUAUUUCUUAAGGUCUAAAAGUACUCUGGAUAGCCUGAAAAGUGUUUUCAAUGCAUUUAGGAGAAAACCGUCGUUGGGUGCCCCUGGUUAAUCUGAAAGAUAAAGAAAUAAUGAGCAUUUUGUGGCUUGGAUGAUAAAUUGAUUGACAAAACAUUUAAAAACAAAAAUCAAAAAUGAAAGACCGUUGGAUGUAAACGAGUUGAGUCUUAAAUAACGCAAUUUUAUUAGAUGGCAUAUUCCCGUGACCUCGGUUUUACGCAAAUGCGCUAAAUGGAAAGGGUGGCAAAGGGUGGGGUAGGGGAGGGGAAUACCUAUCGCGCAUUACAGAGUAAUAAAAUAAAAUAUUAACGACAUUAACAAGUUUCAGGAGCCUAUCCUAUUGUCAUGUGACUGAGGAAAUCAGAGGUAGAGGAACGAGAAAAAAGUGCAAGAAGUUGGUGUCAUAACUAUAUAUUUUGUAUAUCUCUCAGUCUUCUUCUAGUUUCAAAUGAUAUCAACCAUCGCAGAAAUUUCAAAGGAAAAUCACGCGUUACGCGUUGUAAAAAUAGUAAAUCACGCCUUACGCUGUUGAUUUAAUAGACCGCUCAAGAAAAUACCAUAACAUACCAUAAUGCUCUUUGUUUGUCACCCCAAACUUUUGCUUAAGCAUUGUUUUCAGUUUUUCUUGGGGCCAUUUUAACGCCCAAGAGGAACUGAAGACAAUGCUUAUCCAAAAUUUUGGGGUGACAAACAAAUAGCAUUAUGGUGUGUUAUGGUAUUUCUGGAGUGGUCAAUUGGGUUCGAUCACACGUCACGGAAUACUCCUUUGCCACCCUGAAAGGAUAAUUUGGGAGGAAUGGAGUCUGAUUGCACUGACGUUUAGCGGUGGUUCUACUCCUGUAUAAUAUUUCGCAAACAUGGCAGUCAAGUUUAUUCUGUCACUUUUUAAGGAAAUAAAAAUUGUCCUUAAAAGAUUUUUUCGGCUGCUAUGAUUAUUAUAGGAAACAGGUAUGGGUCUAAGGUUACAUGGGAUCUAGAGAAGUGUUACGGACAGACACACGACAGUGCCUUUAAGGACUUGUGGCUCAGUGGUCGAUUGCUCUUUAGUUCUUUUUAGUAUCUUUGGUUUGUCUGCAUUGCAUCAAGAGUUUUUUUUUUCUUUUCCUUUUAUUUAUAUAUUUUUUGUGGGAUGGGGCAGGGGGUGAUAAAAAGCGUGCCGUUAUGGGCGAUGUAAUGACGGUGAAUCCCGUUUCUUUAUAGGAACUGUGUGUGUUUGUAGCAGCUAUGAUUCAUUACUUCUAUCUGGUGGGAUUUGCUUGGAUGUUAUUUGAGGGUGUUUACCUGUAUCUGAUGGUUGUCAAAGUGUUCAAUACGGUCAUCAGAUUGCGUUUAUUCUAUGGAGUGGCUUGGGGUAAGCAUUAAAGCAAAAGCCUACUGCUGAAAAUGGCCCGUUGGUAGAUCUAGUCAAGAGGUCCUGACUUUUCAGUCCCUUCCGGAAUCAAAAGCAUUUUGUUAAUUGAUUCCUGGUUUAUCUUACUUUCCUUACCUACUUAGGGACGGACCAUUAGAAACGUUAUUGGGGAGGGGGGAAUUUUCAAGCUUCAGGAGUUAUCAAAUUCCGCUGUAUGAAUUUUUUUUCAUCUAAUUUUCCCUUGCGCGAAUAUAUUUUUUGUACUUCGCCCCCCCUAUAAGUUUUCUAAUGGUCCGUCCCUUACAAGGACUUGCAAAUGAGACUUGCUAUUCAGAGGAAUUUGUACCACACCACAGUUCUCAUAAGGGUGCUACGCUGACGUAGCUGACGUAACCCAACUGAGCCUAAAUUAUCAUUUUUCUCUUUUUCGUUUUCAAUCAAACCUUAGGCGUCUCCCUUUUGAUUGUGGUUUUAUCAAUCGUGAUUGCUUCCAUUCAAGAUGGCGGGAUAGAAAGCUAUGUUCAAGAUCAUUUGUAAGUAAACAAGCCAGAUCUUAAUACUACCGAACAAAAUGGAGCAAGAAAAACUUGGAGGUUUCAAGAAUCUCUUUAUUUUUUUUUUAUUAUCAUUUUUCAUUUAUUUAUUUAUUUUUUACAAAGUUGCUUAUGAAAUUUGCCCAAACUGCCGUUUUCAGAGGAAUUGUUAUAAGCACGUUCAUGUUACAGGCCUAAACAAUCGGUUUUCAAAGAAUUGAAAAAUGAGUCUUCGUAAUUUUUUUUCAACAUUUCCAAUUUUAACCGUCAAGUUUUAACAAGCAAUCCUUUCAUAGUAACACCUUAAUUUGGUAUAUUAUUUUUAGUUGCUGGGUUUCCUUCAAAAAUAACCUUAUCUGGACGUUUGUUGCGCCUGUUCUCUUAGUUUGCACGGUAAGAAUAAGAAAGUAAACAUGUUCCAUAAGUGAAUAAGUAAGUAUAAGGGAACAAGCUUAAAAAUGAUUGCUUACAGAAUACUGAAGCUCAUCUGUAACUGAUUAAAAAUUAAUAUAAUCACCAAAUAUUUGCCAUGAAAAUAUAAGACAUAAAACUGAAAUUAUUAACGAUUCAAAUAGAAAAAAAGCAGAAUAUUUAGCUACCUUUCAGAUCAUAGGCUUGGUGGGUUACUGUAAGCCCAUAAAUGGACUGAUAGUGGCUGCCAGUGCCGCCCUUGUAUGCUGACGUCAGAGCUUACUGCUAACAUGUUAGCACAUAAAGUAAAGAGGACACGUUUAUUGUCCUCUCAUUCACGGCAUUUCAUUCAUUCAUUCAUUUGCGGGUAAUAAACACAUCUGGGAUUGAGCGCUGCGGUGGAGGGGAGGCUGUGACGUCAUGCAAAGUGUGAUGUGCUUCAGGUGUUUCAUGCGUCCGAGCGUUGAUCGAUUAAAUAUAGAUAAUAUUUUAUGUUCUCAUUCAUUUAUUUAUUUAUUGAAAAUUAUUGUCAAGAUUUGAGAGAAAAAAAGAAACAGGGUCAGAAAAUAUCUUAUUCUCAUGCAUUGUUUCCACGCAGAUAAACUCAGUUUUACUUGCUCGAGUGGUUCAUGAGGUUCUAAGAAUGCAAUCCGACAAAACAUCUCAUCUGGAAAGAGUUCGACAAGGAGUUAAAGCAUGCGUAGUUUUGUUUCCUCUUCUGGGACUGACCUGGGUGUUUGGUGUCCUAAGUGUCACAGAUGCUGGACUCGUAUUUCAGUACAUCUUUACUAUCUUCAACUCAUUGCAGGUAUAGUAAUAGAAAAUCCAACAUUUUAACUUUUUGAGUAGUUUGAGGAAACAGCCGACAUUUCGCAACGCGACCACUGGUUUCCCCAAGAAAUGACUUGGGGUGAAGAACGUCCAUACUGAUGACGUGUCACAACACAGAUGUGGGAAGUGCUUCUGAUUGGAUGAAGCAGAUUUAAUCAAUCAAAAGCACUCCCUAGAUCUGGGUAGUGACGCGUGAUCGGUAUGGAAUUUCUCCGCUAGUUUCUCCAACGUCGGGGAAACCAGUGGUGGCGUCGCACAAUGUCAACUGUUUUUUCAGGCUAACUGACAGCGGGCAAGUUCAAAUUUCGGAUGCUUUAAUCAUGCAGCUAAUGUUAUUUUAUCAAAGUACUUAGCUCGGUGACUAAAAAAAGCCGUUUUUAUUCUCUCAUUCGUUCAUUUAUUUAUUUGUUUAUUUUGCCACACAAGCAUUCGAAGUUUACUCCAGACUUUGACAGUAGUGUCAAGGAAUGUAGCGAUCGAGAAAAUUAACAUGACAGAACAUAGAAUAGUAGAGAUGGUGGGCGGUACCUGAUACCAUGUACUGCGAUUAACCAUUGACUAUAAAUUUUGUCUUCAUUCCUUCUGUUCUCUCACCCUUAUGAAGGAACUUAACUUUCUUUUUAUUUAUCGAUAAACACAUUUUUAGGGUUUGUUCAUCUUCAUACUUCACGUUUUGAGAAACAGCGACGUACGUACAGCAUACUCUAGAAAAAUGCAGAAGAGGAAUGCAGCAAAAAGCGUGAAAAACUCUCAAGAAAACCGCAAAACAAUCGGAUUGUGGUCAAACAAAGUGACGAAUGAACCAAGCUGUACAAAAGAACCUAGCAGUGCCUCUCUAAGAGCAUCGGUUGGAGUAAAAACCAAGAUUGACAAUGCUCUGCACGAGGAAAGAACCAUGACUCCCGUUGACACGUGA
Messenger RNA from Porites lobata, 10309 nucleotides. Lineage: Eukaryota; Metazoa; Cnidaria; Anthozoa; Scleractinia; Poritidae. The record is from the annotation of a GenBank genome assembly.